AUGAACGAUGAUCCCACACCAGCGAGCUCUGCGGCCCGCUUGCCAACCCUCGACGAAAAUGACAGCGACGCCAGAUCCCAGGAUGACGGCGACAUUCCGGCGCCAUCUACACAGCAGUCCCAGCGGCGGCGACCGUCUCGCACCGGCCGGCGGCGCUCGUCUUCCCGGGUACGCCGGGCAAAAGCCGGCAUCGCGAAGAAGCUGGAAUUCAUGACCCACCUCAUGAGCAGCUUGGACGUCCUGGUCUUCGCCGAGCUGUGUGUCCUGUACUACAUGGAGUAUGGCAACCCCCAGCAUCACCCUCGCCGACCCCCCCCCUUCUCUGACGUUUGCUAA
Molecule: messenger RNA, 336 nt
Organism: Diaporthe batatas
Lineage: Eukaryota; Fungi; Ascomycota; Sordariomycetes; Diaporthales; Diaporthaceae
Exons: 1
Coding region: 1-336 (111 amino acids)
Source: RefSeq, a predicted model, not a curated record